AUGGAUAAAUCCAAGCGACUUUUUCUUAAGCCCAAGCGAUCUCUUCGUAGGCGUCUGCCCCCGAUUGGAUCGGGGGAUCGAAUUGAUUAUAGAAACAUGAGUUUAAUUAGUCGAUUUAUUAGUGAACAAGGAAAAAUAUUAUCUAGACGGGUGAAUAGAUUGACUUUAAAACAACAACGAUUAAUUACCAUUGCUAUAAAACAAGCUCGUAUUUUAUCUUCAUUACCCUUUCUUAAUAAUGAAAGACAAUUUGAAAAAAACGAGUUGGUCGCUCGAACUACGGGUCUUAGAACCAGAAAAAAAUAG
Messenger RNA from Populus trichocarpa (black cottonwood), 306 nucleotides. NCBI's taxonomy places the organism in Eukaryota, Viridiplantae, Streptophyta, Magnoliopsida, Malpighiales, Salicaceae. The record is from the annotation of a RefSeq genome assembly.